Molecule: messenger RNA, 1151 nt
Organism: Prorocentrum cordatum
Lineage: Eukaryota; Dinophyceae; Prorocentrales; Prorocentraceae
Source: the annotation of a GenBank genome assembly
GCGGAGAGCCCGGGAGCGCGGGCUUCCGGGAGGUGCUGCAGAGCGUCCUCAGCGAGCUGUCGGUGAGCAAGCGGAGCGUCUGGGACCGCAUCCAGCAGCAGGUCUCGCUGGUCCUCAUGACGCUCGAGUUUCAGUACCCCACGCUGACUGAGGACAGCUUCCUCCACGCAGUGAACUUGACACAGAUGCUGAUUGACGAGGGCGACGCUUUCAUGUCGGACUACCAGCCGCCGCGCAGCCAGGGCCCCGCAGCAGACGUGCGGCGGCAGUGGUCGAACUCCAUUCGCAACACGCUCAAGGCGAAGGCGAACGACUACUACGAGUCGCUCCACUACCGGGUCUGGGCCCUGUUCAAGCAAGCCUAUUUGGACCAGGACACGUGGCAGCGGCUGCCCGUGGCGCGCAGCUACAGCCUGCUGCGCACCGGGCGCUUGCAAGCGGUGCUGCCCAAGGCCGCGGCCAAGCAGGCUACAGGCGACGGCACUCCAUCGAAGCCGCGCACAUCUGACAGCAACCCCUUUCGGAACUAUAAGGCGGACGCCCUGGUGUCCACAGGCCCUGGCGACGGCGACGCGGACGGGAGCCCCGGCGGCCUUGACGGCGCCACGCCGGGCGCGGACGAGAUCGACGAGCACUUGUUGCUUCAGCACUGGAUCGACGAGAGCGACAGCCUGCCGCACGAUCAGAUCGGCACGUCGGUGCUCGCCAACUCCAACAGGAGCCUCGUGGUCAGCAAGUCCACGGAGGAGCUGGCGAGAGUGAUCGAGAGGCACCUCCGCAUGAUGAGCGCGCUGCCGCAGCUGGCCGCGCAGAUCUUCGAGGGCAUCGUGCAGCUCUUCGACUUCUACGUGCACUGCGCGCCGCGCUCGGCCACGACCAGCAGCUGCGCUGCCUGCUGGAGGAGCUGGAGGCGACGGCUCCCGGCACGGCGUCCGACGCGAGGCUGCAGAGCCGCCACGAGGCCUUCCUGGUCCAGAAGCUCUGCCCCGAGCUACGACGCUCCGCGCUGCGGGUGCGCGAGAAGCUGGGCGAGAUGGCGCAGCAGUGGAGCCCGGCCUCGUCGCUGCUGCAGGCGCCCGUCGCGGAGCCCAAGUCCUUCCCCAAGCUCUCGUCUCCCUCGGCGCUCUGCGGACUGCCGGAGCGCUGCGUAG